AUUUAGAUAUUUCUUUCGUCUCCUUUACUUAUCUCAAGCAGACCGGAUAAGCCGGAUGGGAGAAACCUCGAAUGGAGGCCCUCCUGUGAUGGCAGGGAAAGAUGGGAAGCUAGAGUCAAAAGGUGGAGACGUUAUUCGGCAGGGAUUCAUGAUAAAACGUUCGCAGAACAAGAAGCGCUUUACCCCAGUCAAUUACAAGCAACGAUGGUUUAUUCUGACCAAACAUUAUCUCAUCUACUACGACGGAGAUGGUGAGCGCCGCAAGGAACGCGGACGGAUCGCUGUGGAGAACGUCCACGUGGUGGAGACGGCCAGCCUCGGGAAUGGUGGAAGUGCUGUCAGUGAUGUGGCGGGCGGCGGCGGCGGCGGCGGCGGCGACGCCGCCGGCGGAGGCGGCGGAAUACCAUCCGGACUGCCUUUCCAGGUGGGAUAUCGGGAAGCUGGUCAAGAGUACACACUCUACCUCCUCGCCGCUCGCGAACAGGAUCGCGCCGAAUGGAUACGCGCUAUACGCGCUGUGUGCAGUGAGAAUUCGGGCUUGAGCGGGCGUUAUCACGCGGGCCUAUGGAGCGGAAAACGUUGGUCCUGCUGCCGAUUAUCAACACGCUCCGCCGAAGGUUGCGACACUUGCAGCUCCUGGUCCUCGAAGCCAACUACGAACGCUACAAAUCCGUCCUCGACGACAAUGUCAGCCUCGACAACAUCGACAACGUCCGUGCCCGGCAGCAAUAUCAUUAACAAUACCAUUUCAACGACUAUCAUCACGUCCGAUCAUCGUUCACAAUCCAACGCCGAAGCGAAUAACAAUCCAAUCAUCCAAUCGCAGACCCGCUCAACUAUCGGAACGCCUUCGACUCCGAUAAUGCCAGGUGGUACACCCGGCACACCAUCCUCUAAAGCAAAGGAAAAGAUAAUGUUGCGGGCGAAAGUUGUGGUGGCUCUGUAUCCUUUUCGAGCCAUCGAAGGUGGCGAUUUGUCUCUUGAAAAG
Messenger RNA from Acromyrmex echinatior (Panamanian leafcutter ant), 988 nucleotides. It is a transcript of the gene Btk29A, whose product is annotated as tyrosine-protein kinase Btk29A. Lineage: Eukaryota; Metazoa; Arthropoda; Insecta; Hymenoptera; Formicidae. The record is from RefSeq and is a predicted model, not a curated record. Gene Ontology annotation, biological process: protein phosphorylation; intracellular signal transduction. Gene Ontology annotation, molecular function: protein tyrosine kinase activity; ATP binding; protein binding.